CGUCCGUCGCUCGUGCUGGGAACGUGUUCUCUCAGACAUAACAGUCCAUCCAACCCUACAAAUAGUAAAUUGUACCUUUCCUGCGCUGUGUUUGUUUUAGUUAUUUUAGUUAAACCCGAGGAGUUAAUGGCAGGCGGGUAUAGAGCACACUUUGGAGUCAAGUGUUGAUCUCUGACAGGGAAACAAUUGCGCUAUUUUUGUGUCACCCUCCUCACAUCCGCUGUCGCUAACGUGUGCUACAAGUAAUCGUCGGCUCUUCCAGCGGCUCUGUCACCUGUUACUGAGCCACACAAACUGCCACCGGGACUGAUGCUCACACAGGACCUCUCUCACUUGCCUGGCUGUUGAAUUUCACAUCACUGCCUGUCAUGAUACUCUUGCUGUUGCUGCUGAGUGCCUGUGUGUGUUGGGGCCUCAGAGCAACAGAACAGGACCUUUACUAUGGGGACCGCUACAGCAUCAGGAUGCCGAAAAAUGCAGUCUCCCUGGAGUACUCCCCCGAAAUUUACGGAACCAACCCGGUCGUCCUGUGGAAACUUGGAGACCCUGCUGUUGGCGAGACGGAGAGGGGCAAGCUGAUUGGUCAACAGUGGGUGAUUGAGAAGGUAACCCAGAAGGACAGAGGCCACUACACAGUGAAGGACACAGGCUCAAGAAUGCGGUAUAGUAACUUCCUCCAAGUCACAGAGAAAGAAGAAACUUAUAAUAUGGAGGCGGAUGAAGUUCUCAGUUUAUCAUUUGAUAUGAACGUUGAAACAUGCCGCCUAAUCUUCACUUCAGACUAUGACUCUAAAAUUCACGAAGUCAUCUCUGACGGCAAGCUGCAUGGUUAUUUCUUUCGUGGGAGGAUUGAGCUGAUUGAUCACAAGAACUCUUUUGACGUUUUGGUCAACAAUCUCAAAGCCUCAGAUGCUGGUACCUUUGAGCUCCAAGAUGAGGAUUUCAACGUGGCUCACAGAGUGUAUGUGCAUGUGACGGAAAGCUUACGGACAAGGACGAAACAGAGCAGCACCACUGGAUACCAUACUCCCACGUCGUCUUAUAUUGGAAGCGGUGUUGGCAUCUUCUUGGGGGUGCUUCUCUGCCGCUGCUGCGUGAAGUGCUGCUGUUCGUCGACCCCCUCCAAAACGGACAGCCCUGGUGACAAUCCGGAGUCACCCACUGAGCCUGAACACAGGGAUACCACUGAGCCACCUCGUCUGAGGUACCAUCAGCCCAUUCCGUCCCCUCGCCAAACCAACUACUAUAAGCCAUCAAAUGCCUCCGCUGGACCAAAGCCAAGUAAUGCCUCCAAUCCGCCUUCCCCUUUUGUUAAGAUAAAACCUAAAGGACAGCCUGCUGCUGCCCGGUCUGCCUCCCCCGUGCCUGACUGUCUCUCUUCGGACCCUGAUCCACGAUUUGAGCUGCAGGGACUGUCUGCUCCCUCCACCAACCCCCUCGGCUCAGACUCAACUUACUGUGAUGUUUAUACCUCCGACAAACUCAACUUUAUCUAAACUGCCUUGAUUUUACAGAAGUCGACUCGGCCUUGUGAAUUAAGCCAUUACUGUAACUUUGAGGUUCAUGUCCUUGUCCAGUAUCACCAAAGUAUGUGGCCUGUUUAGGUUUGUAGCAUCUAUUUGUGUCUUUAUUUUAGAAGCUUGUACACAGUGUUAGUGGAGAUAGAACAAUUCAUAGAUGUUUAUUGUUGCACUGUAGCAGAAGUUUUAUUUGCUAAGCUGCACCAUACUACCUCAGUGUCAACACUUUAUAAAUGCUGAUGACUACAUGUUUAUCUCAAGCAUCUGGCACUGGUUGCCUACAUAUUUUAAAGUUUUGGAAUACAUAGAAGUUGGUGCUACGCUUAAACUUAUCAUUGUGCCUUAAGCGCAAUAAACCUGAAACUCAAGAAUGGUGUGAUAUAAUUCUGUCAGCGCUUCGGGACUUUUGCACUCUAUCCAAGGAUUAUUUACUGGUGUGCACACACACACACUAGUGAACCUGAUGACAGCUGCAACGUGCACUCCUUGUGCACAUUUUGUAUUUUCUUUCUUUGCACUCGCAUUCAGUCACCCCACAGGCCUCAACAGGUUUCCUCAGUCACUCCAAACACCCAAAACUCAAUCACUGUUGUGUCGUUUUUGUGCUUAGAGAUUAUUUAAUUAGUCAUUUCCUGUGCAUUUUUCUUUUUGAAAGUUUUGGAAUGUGUUUUACUAUAUAUGACUGUAUUGUAUCGAUGUGAUUCUUGUGCACUAGAAAGGCAGAGCAGAGGUGAAGAAGGGCAUUGACUUGAGUACUAACAAUUCUCAGUAACAUUAUAUGCAAACAUGAGCAUCUCUUACAUUUCAUAUUGUGUUAAUCUGAACAGUGUUAUUUGUAUUUUAACAGACUGUAAAACUCUUACUAACUUUGUCCAUGCGACAUGAGUAAAAGCUGUUAACACAACGUGACUUGUGUUUGUCCUUGUUUUUCUGUGCUUGCAACAUGUUUGCAUUUGAUAUGAAACGCCUCCUGUUCCUACUGUCACUGUAACAACUUCCCACCAACGUAAUAAACCAUUCAUGUAAUAUCAAUUUGCAUAAUGUCAUAAUCCACUUUAUGUAAUGAAUUUCAUGCAAAUGUAAUAA
Myripristis murdjan (pinecone soldierfish) is the source of this 2606-nucleotide messenger RNA. RefSeq lists its product as uncharacterized. The coding region runs from base 369 to 1496 and encodes 375 amino acids. The record is from RefSeq and is a predicted model, not a curated record. Lineage: Eukaryota; Metazoa; Chordata; Actinopteri; Holocentriformes; Holocentridae. The transcript has 8 exons.